Stylonychia lemnae is the source of this 942-nucleotide messenger RNA. The record is from the annotation of a GenBank genome assembly. NCBI's taxonomy places the organism in Eukaryota, Ciliophora, Spirotrichea, Sporadotrichida, Oxytrichidae.
AUGUAGUUUAUAGGUCGACCAGAGAACUAUUUCGAGAUUCUGAACCUUGACAACACCAUAGUGACAUAAGAGAAAAUUAGGUUAUCAUAUGAAGAUCUGAAUAACAAGUUUAAUCCGGCUAAUAACCCAGAUCCAGAAAAUCUAAAGAAAUUCAAAAAGAUUUAAGAGGCCUAUGAUUGCCUCAGAAUCACACCAUGCAGAAUGCAAUACAAAAAGUUUGGAAAUUACAUUCAAAAUAUGGGAGGAGACUCAGCAUCAAAUGACCCAGUUGGAUCAACAGAUUGGCGAGUUGGUUCUAGUCUUGUCUAUUAUGUUACUUUUGCUUUAUUAGCUGCUGCAAUGUCAACAGUUGAAGUAAGAUACAAUAUAAUGAAAUUUUUGUAGCAAAAAAAUGGUUUAAGAUAUUCCCUCGCUUUGGCUGUUGUAUUCUGCUUAAAUGAAAUCCAAUGGAUGGUCGAAGUGAAAUCGGAAAACGAUGAGAACUAUCAGCCAAGAUCAAGUACUCUGGCAAUUGCUAAAUUAUUCCCUCCUACUUACUGCCUUUUUGAAAAAAUCUAUGUAAUGCAGUUAGUCUAUUUAUUUAUCUUUAACUUGGUUUGUACCUAUUCGAAGACUUUUGGAAUCGAUGAGCAUAAGAAAAAGAUCAACAUUGUAAGAGAGAUAAUCCAAAACCAAAUAAUAAUUGAUUAAAACCUAAGAGAAAUCUAUAAGAAAAUGAAAGGGGAGGAGUUCCCGAAUGACAAGACCUAUUUAAGAAAAGAAAUCAAGGAAUAUAGAAAAUAGAGACAGAACGAUGUUAAACUACAAAUGGAAGCACUAAUUAAGGACAAGAAAAAGGAAGAGAUAGAAUGGCAUAAAAAGAGAAAUAUGUGGGCAGUAAGACUAUGUCAAGGAUCAUGCUUCUUGUUUUUCAUUUACAAAAAGUUCAUGUAGUCAUCAUGA